AUGAGUUUUCCUGUUGCCAAAUUAGAGGAUGCGCGCGUUGACCAGUUCAGCUGGUAUUUCGAGGAUGAAGAGCUAGAGUUCAUUCGAUCGCACAAAGCAUCGUUUUUUGAGAAGAAGGAAGCUGAGAGAUUUUCAAAGUAUCUCGAUGGAAUUACAGCUUCCACGUGGUGGCUGAGAAAGCGCGAGCUCGAUCGAAUCGAGGACAAAGAAAAUACUCCUGUAAAGAAUGGGUAUUUCAACGCGAUGGGCAUGCCCGCCCCAGCCCCCUGGCAGAACGAAAAGCGAAUAAAGAUCGAAGUCCCUGAACAUGAGCGAAUCCCUCCAGCAGUCGGGAGGGGGCAAUUCAAGAGAAUUUCACAAGAAAUUAUUGGGCUACCGAAGAAGUUGGACGAAAAAGUGUCAAUCUGCGUUCUGACGAGAACAGAGACGAACGUCCCUUCAAAUAUCAUUUGCUCCUACUUUGAUCACAAUUUGAAAAAGCGCGUUAUCAGCUCAGUCCAGGUCUUCAAUUACGGACACAAUCACACUCUUGGUUUGGAGCUCCAUGUUCCGAGCAAAUUUUCAAUCGAUAGCGUACUCGAAGAGGCGUCACUGAUGAUCCAGGACGAGAACCCAUCGCUUGACAGGCAGUACACCGCGAUUUACUCACCAGUCGUCAAGACCGCAAGUGCUAAACUGAAUCUCGAUUGGACGAUUUCACAAAAUCAUCAGGGCCCAGAACGCGACCCGGAUAUUUUAUCUGGGCCUGACUUCGGCGAUGAAAAAUCAUUCCAAGCAUCGAUAAAGAUUCGACCAGAGUUGGGGCUCGAUUUCCCCGACGAGUUCAAAGAUUUAAGGGCGGACAUUGACCAGCUUAAAAUUUUCCUCGAAGCUAUGAGCACAGAAAUUCUUCCCCAAUCGUCGAAAUUGUCCGAUGAUUUGAAUUCGAUCAUCCGUGGAUCUUCUAAUGUGGAAAUAAGCGACUUGGUUUGGAGUUCUUGCAAGUAUUCAAGCCUUCAAGAGAUCACGAAGAAUCUCACUACUUUAAUUACUUUCGCCACGCAAGGGGAUGCAACGAACAUAUCCGUCUUCUCCGACAAUGAUUCCGACUUUGCGAUGAAAUUCAUCAAGGCCCGAAAGCGAGGCAUCCCCUCGAAAAUCCAUGAAAGUUCUGCAUUGGAAAUGAUCUUCGAAUGUGGCGAACAAGCGAUCUCUAGAAAACUUGAUGAAUGCAUAUCUUCUCGCGCUGGAUUGGCUCAGCUUCUUGGCUCACCUAACGGAAGCCAACGGGUUCAAGAGCAGUUGCAGGAGCUUGUUAGACGACUGGAAUCGAUUUGCUUGCAUCAUGGACUGCAGACUCUUGCUCUCCCUGAAGCCACAAUUCGCAGCUUCAUCUCCGACUGGGUCGCUCAAGGAGGCGGAGAAGUUACCCAAACAGUUUCCGGCUUUUCUGCUUACAAAAUCGUCAAAGAGCAUCGCCCAACCAGCUGGUCGAUGAAGAUGGAUCAAUACAUGAUCGACAUCAUCUGCAAAGAAGAUCACGUUGACCAGAAGUCAGAAUUCUUCGUAUACGAGAAGACUACAAACUUUGCAGACAUUUAA
This is a messenger RNA of Oikopleura dioica, 1581 nucleotides long. Lineage: Eukaryota; Metazoa; Chordata; Appendicularia; Copelata; Oikopleuridae. The record is from the annotation of a GenBank genome assembly.